Oncorhynchus nerka (sockeye salmon) is the source of this 7200-nucleotide messenger RNA. Its product is annotated as DNA (cytosine-5)-methyltransferase 3A-like. Gene Ontology annotation, molecular function: protein binding; DNA binding; DNA (cytosine-5-)-methyltransferase activity, acting on CpG substrates. The coding region runs from base 16 to 4869 and encodes 1617 amino acids. NCBI's taxonomy places the organism in Eukaryota, Metazoa, Chordata, Actinopteri, Salmoniformes, Salmonidae. Gene Ontology annotation, cellular component: nucleus. The record is from RefSeq and is a predicted model, not a curated record. The transcript is spliced from 25 exons. Gene Ontology annotation, biological process: negative regulation of transcription by RNA polymerase II.
UCUAGCUACCGUUGUAUGUAUAGCCAUACCGGACGUCCCCUUUUCGUACAGUCCGCCAAUCCGAAUAGCCAGGUUGGGGAGACGUCAUCAGAGAGUAUUGGGGAAGUAGCCCGUGGUUCUCCAUCCCAGUGGCAGUCUACCAGGAGGAAGGACAACAAAGAAAAAAUGGCGACAAAUGUGGACCUGGACCAGACCCCAGAUGCCACUGCAGAGAAAUGCAGCAGUUUUGAACUGCUGGACUGGCUCAAUAAGACCCUGGACAUCAAAUUCACCCGGGUGGAGCACAUAUGCUCAGGUUCCUGCUACUGCCAGCUGAUGGACUGGAUCUUCCCUGGGUGCAUCGACCUCAGCACAGUGAAGUUUCAGGCCCAGGACACGUCAGACUUCCUCCACAACUACAAUAUGCUCCAAGCUGGCUUCAACAAGACUGGUGUCACCAAGACUGUUCCAGUGGAGGAGCUGAUAAAUGGAAAGUUCCAGCCCAACUUAAUAUUCCUGAAGUGGUUCAAGAGGUUUUUCCAGGCUAACCUGGCAGGGCAGGUGUAUAACCCUGUAGAGGCUCGCCAAGGCCAGGACAUCCAGCCUGCCAUAUUCCGCUUACAUUCUCCUCAGAGACUUCACCUCAAGGGCCACAAUUCUGCCAGCCACAGUCCCAGUCAAUCAGGGGUGUUGGAAACCGACGCGGAGGAAGAAGCUUUAGGGAAGUAUCAAAGGAAAAGUAUUAUUUAUGAGGAUAUAUGGAGGGAGACUUACUCCUGGGUGGGGGCCAGCACUCUGGGAGAGAUCUAUGCCUACUGCAGUCUGUGCGAUCUUAACCUCAACAUCUAUCACUCAGGUCUGUUUGACCUGAAGUGUCACUCACAGUCCAAGAAGCACUGCAAGCUUUCCCUGGCUGCCAGUGAUGGCACCCUAACGCCAGAGCCAGGGAAAAGCAGUCAGGGCAGCUGCAGUGACCUUCCACCCUGUAGUGAGUUGGUCUUUCGCUUCAUUCAAGCCAACUGUGUCUCUGGUCCCUCCGCGGCUGAGGACCAAGUGUCUAACAGAUACGGCCAGUAUGUCCUGGGACUACAGUACCCAGAGGACAUAGUGUCUGCCUGCCAAAAGACUCCUUACUGCAUAUACAUGUACGGAGGAGUGGUGCUAGGGCAGACUGACAUGGCUUCUGUAGUUCUAGUGGGGUAUUUUGAUGUAAAGGAAGCCAGGCACUGCAUCAGGCUGUUGGAUGUUCUGCAGCCUCCAGAUGAUGACAAUGCUGGAGAGAAAACAGCUGCAGCUCUGGUGGAGACCUUGGAGAGGUUUGGGCUUCCUGCAGCUAACCUCGCUGCUCUCUACUCAGAUGGUAAUGGUUCUGCCUCAGAGCCAAUAUGCUCACAACUCAGGGAACUCAACACCAACAUGUUGGUGCUAAGUGGGCUGUAUGGAGUGGCUGAUGCAGCCUGCCAUGCUGGGGUGUCGGAGCUCUCCACUCAGGCCCAGGAGCUUAUUGUAGAUAUCUACUCCCACUACUCCUCCUGCUCCACCAAGGAUGACAACCUGAAGGAACUGUUUUCCAGCAUUAGCGGUACUGAUGGCCUCACCCUUCCCCUCACCACCUGCUGCCUUAACUUCUGCAUGUUAGUCAAGAAGUUUUUGGGAAUGUGGACCGAUCUCAUCUCCCACUUCAGCUCCUGUAAUGAAGAGGAUAACGUAGAUAAUAAGGCUAAGCUGAUCUGCACACAGCUGCAGGACCCCAAACUCAGGGCUAUCUUCAUGUUUCUGGACCAGGCCCUAGAGCCCCUCCGUGUCUUCCAGGAGCGACUGCAUCACCAUGAGGGCUCAGCCCGGGCUGACUUGGUGCAGAUCCUACAGGAUGCCAGCGGCCUCCUGCGCUCCUAUGCCUCCAGUUUCCUCCGUCCUCAAGCCGUCGUGCUCUUCCUCAAGGAACGUGACGCCUUUCUCCUCAAGACCACAAAGUUCCACCUGCCAGGGGCAGAGCUGAAUGUGGGUGGGGCUGUAGUGGAGGACUUCCUGUGUGAGUCAUCAGAGACGGGAAGUGAAGCACUGCAGUUAUUACAGGAACAGGCUCUGUCCUUCUACACAGCGCUCACAGCCCGCGUGGCGGAGGGGCUGCCUCUUAGUGACGGUGUGUUGAGGAGCAUGGCCCAGCUACUGAGCCCUCAGGGUAGGCUGAAAGUGACAGGGAAGGCUGUGGGAGAGCUGGGGGCCAAACUGGGGCUCUGCAGCUCACCUGAGGAAAUCAGCCAGCUGAACAAGGAGUUCCUGGAAUACCAGCUGGCAGAGGAGGGAGAGGGGGACGAGGGAGAAAACAGAUGUGAUGGAGGGGUCCAGAAUGACUCGGCAGCACCUUCGCUGGAGCAACAUUGGAGCACUGUGCUGAAGGCUUCUGGGUCGACCACCAUCUUCAGGAAACUUGUUUUGACCCUCUUAGCCAUGCCCUGCCCCCCACUUGAAGCUCAGAAAGUCUUCACACAGGCUGUGGAGAAUGGGGAUGCUGACCAGUUCGCUGACAGUGUGACAGAGAGUGAGCUGGACUCCAUUCAGAAAGUAGACCUUACCAAUGAUAGCACUCUCUCAGACAACAACAGUGUCAACGGGCUUGGCAGGAAGAAGGAAAGUCCAGGUCAUUCCAGAAAGAUUCCAUCAGGAUCCCUGUUAACAAUGGAAGCAUCAAUGUGUUGUUUUCCAGGGGUGAAUUACCUUAAUGGGACAGUGAAGCCAUGCACAGUGCGGCUGCAGAAGAUAAUCAAUGGACCAAAGAAUGAGGAACAUACUGUGUUCGUUGAGGAUGAUGUCAUUUGGACAAAUACUAUGGAGGGCAACAUUAGGGGCAUUUAUGGCUGGGAGAGCAGCAUACGCCAGAAGCCACAGGCGAGAGCUGUAUUUCAGGCUGGUGCCGGUGCUGGUGCCUGGGCCAAGCCACAGGUUCUUGACAUCAACAGCAAAAAGGACCAGGAGUCUGAGGCUGUGACGACCCUGAAGAAUGAGAAUCAAACAUCAACAUCCAAGGUGUCUACUCCGAGUCGCAGGGCAGCAAAGAAGGGUGUUGAUUACCAGGAUGGGAAGGGUUUCCCCACUGGAGAGCUGGUGUGGGGAAAGGUGAAGGGCUUCUCCUGGUGGCCUGGAGUGGUGGUGCUCUGGAAGUCCAACAAAACACCGCCUGUAUCCAUGCGCCGGGUAGAAUGUUUUGGAGACGGCACAUUUUCCGAGAUCUGUACAGAGAAGCUUCUGCGUUUUGCAGCUUUUGCAAAGGGCUUCUGCAAGAAUUCCUAUGCUAGCUUGCCCACCUACAAAGAUGCCCUCUACCAGGUCCUUGAGUUGGCUGGUGAACGCUGUGAGAAGUCCUUUCUUGCAGCGGGGAAUAAACAAGAGGAGCUUAAGUUGAUGCUGGACUGGGCCCACAGUGGAUUCCAGCCCACUGGACCAGAUGGGUUCACCCCCCCAGCCCCUGCAGAUUUGAAGGCAGAAUCUUCAGACUCAGCUCUGUCAGACUACCAACCCCCAGCUAAGAAGAAGUAUGUGAAUAAGAAGAAACCAUCCUCUGGGAAUCAGGUCUACAGCAGAGGGGCAAUGCUACAAGAGGUUAUGAAAGGCAAGAAAAUUGAAGAAUUCUGUUUAUCAUGUGGAACCCCCCACAUCCACACCUUCCACCCACUGUUUGAAGGGAGUCUCUGCCAGAAGUGUAAGGAUAACUUUAUUGAGACUUUGUACAGAUACGACAAAGAUGGCUACCAGUCCUACUGCACUGUUUGUUGUGCUGGCCAAGAGGUCAUUCUGUGUGGCAAUGCCAGCUGUUGCAGGUGUUUCUGUAAGGACUGCCUGAACUUUUUGGUUGGCGAUGGAACCUUUAACCAACUGAAGGACGUGGACCCGUGGAGCUGCUUCAUGUGCUUACCAUCCCAGUGCAACGGAUCACUCAAGCUACGGCCUGACUGGAGCGUGCGGGUUCAACAGUUCUUCGUCAACAACAGUGCCCUCAAAUUUGAACCCCACAGGAUAUAUCCCUCCAUCCCUACACAUCAACGCAGACCCAUCCGGGUAUUGUCUCUCUUUGAUGGGAUUGCCACAGGUUACCUGGUGCUCAAAGACCUGGGCUUCAACAUAAAACGCUACAUUGCCUCUGAGAUCUGCGGGAACUCAAUUGCUGUGGGUAUGAUCAAACACCAGGGCCAGAUAGAGCAUAUCAACGACGUACGCACCAUCACCAGGAAACAUCUGGCUGAAUGGGGUCCUUUUGACCUCCUGAUUGGAGGAAGCCCCUGCAAUGAUUUGGCCUGCGUCAACCCUGCUCGGAAGGGCUUAUUUGAGGGCACAGGCAGGCUGUUCUUUGAAUAUUACAGGAUGCUGACCAUGAUGAGGCCAAGGGAAGAUGAUGAUCGGCCAUUCUUCUGGCUCUUUGAAAAUGUGGUGGCCAUGAGCGGUCAUGACAAGGCUGACAUCUGUCGCUUCCUUGAGUGCAAUCCCAUCCUGAUCGAUGCAGUAAAAGUGAGCCCAGCUCACAGAGCUCGCUACUUCUGGGGAAACCUCCCGGGCAUGAACAGACCUCUAGCUACCUCUCUGGAUGACAAGGUGAACCUGCAGGAUUAUCCGGAGCUUGGACGCACGGCCAAGUAUAACAAAGUUCGUACCAUCACCACCAAGUCCAACUCCAUCAGACAGGGGAAGAUGGGACCCCUACCCGUCGAUUUGAAAGGCAAGGAGGACUCCCUUUGGUGCAAAGAGAUGGAGAAGAUCUUUGGCUUUCCCAAGCAUUACACUGAUGUCAACAAUAUGGGUCAGAGCCAGCGGCAAAAAGUACUGGGCCGAUCAUGGAGUGUACCAGUUAUCAGGCACCUCUUCGCUCCACUCAAGGACUACUUUGCCUGUGAGUAGGAACCUCACAUUCCUGUAUGCUGCACUGUCAACAACAACAGCAACAUGAAAUGGCUGAUUGUUGGAGAGGGGAGGAUAAAAACAGUAUACUUAUCCUUCCCUGCUUUUCAGUGAAUGAAACUAUCCUGUGUUUAUCAGACUGACCUCAAUCAUAUUAGUCUUUUUGUACUACUGUCUGUAUUGUCUGUUUUAUUCCUUUUCAGUUAAUGAGCAGCUGUUUCAAUGCAUUGUGGUCAUAUGAUCACAGUAUUCCCAGAAUGCACUGACACUUUUUGGUUAUUUCGGUUUGUCUGGAGUAGUUCAAGUUUGUCAAUCAUGUAUUUGAUGUUUUGUUUACAUUUGGUCAAUGAUGGUGAGAUCAGAACUCAAACCCUGCCCACUAUCUACCUCAAUACUGAUCUGUGUCUUAAAUCUGCAGUUUUCUGUAUUUUAAUUGAAUUUUAUAAAUAGUCAUAAAAUCAUAUUCACUUGUAAAUAUGACUGAACCUUCUAAUGUUUUGUUACUUGUUUGGAAAAAAAGAUCCUCUGAGAAUUGAAAAUCUGAAAUUCAAGGCAGAAAAUGUGCCUUGUGUGUUUGUUUGUAUUUUAACUUGCCCAAUAUUCACCAUUGUUACUCUCUCUGUGGUGCUAGAGUAUGUUUAGGUUUUUAAUGAUAGUUGGUCACAGGACACACAUUUUGACUUGCAUUGUCUCACUUGCCAUUUAUAGACUUUAAUUUGGGUGAUAUAGUCAAGCAUGUGAAUGCUAUAUAAACCUGCAUGCUUAUUUUCUUCAAAGAAAAAGUUGCUGAAAGCCAGUCCUAACAGCUUUGAUUUAAUUAGUAAGAUGUGUACAUUCUCCCUCUCUCUUGGAGCAGUGGGCAGAGGAACGGUUUUAAUUGCAAGUGCCUACUAAACAAAUGUUUUAAACCCAGGAACAACACAUGUAGAACUAUUUUUCUCCUGUAAUUAUUAUUAAUUCUUUAAUAUUUCAAAGGGAGCUGGAGGAAAGGAAUACAUCAUAAACGUUGUCUCGUUUGUGAAAGCAAAUAUUUUAAAAUUCCCUUGUAUGUUCUUAGGGUGUUGAUGAAGGUCACAUGGAGGGCCUACUCAUAAAAUACCCACUUCGGUUUCAUGCCUGUGUUUGACGUGUGCUGUUAUGACCAGUAAACUGUGUGUUAAGUUAAAGUGAUGGUUUUAACUUCAGUGUUCUGUUCACCUCUCUCAGCAAGUUUGUUGAAAUAUACCACAACCAUUUUUCAUAGAACAACUUACUCUACUCUCUCUCAUAGAACAAGUUACUCUACAUUCUGAAAUCAUAAGUAUUGUUUAUCAUUUGGGGUUAUUGAGAUUCUUAACUAAUAAUUAGGUUUUGAACCCUUGUUCCCCUCCAGCAUCCAUACCUUCCUCUCAUGCUGUGUGUCAGUUCCAUACCUUCCUCUCAUGCUGUGUGUCAGUUCCAUACCUUCCUCUCAUGCUGUCUGUCAGUUCCAUACCUUCCUCUCAUGCUGUCUGUCAGUUCCAUACCUUCCUCUCAUGCUGUCUGUCAGUUCCAUACCUUCCUCUCAUGCUGUGUGUCAGUUCAUACCUUCCUCUCAUGCUGUGUCAUUUCCAUACCUUCCUCUCAUGCUGUGUGUCAGUUCCAUACCUUCCUCUCAUGCUGUGUGUCAGUUCCAUACCUUCCUCUCAUGCUGUGUGUCAGUUCCAUACCUUCCUCUCAUGCUGUGUGUCAGUUCCAUACCUUCCUCUCAUGCUGUGUGUCAGUUCCAUACCUUCCUCUCAUGCUGUGUGUCAGUUCCAUACCUUCCUCUCAUGCUGUCUGUCAGUUCCAUACCUUCCUCUCAUGCUGUCUGUCAGUUCCAUACCUUCCUUUCGUGAAGUGUGUCAGUGUGGUGACUGACGUCAAACUUCUCUUAACUCAGAGACCGAACACAUACUCAAUACCAAAUGGGGUUUUUCUUACCAUCUGUUUUUAAUAAGCACCAUCAGUUGAACACCUUCUGGACUGUGAUUUACGUACAUAAGAUGCUGGCCUUAUUAAUUUGUUUUUUUUAAUGACACAAAGGGAAUUCACAAUAUCGUUCUGUGUACUGUAUGUUUUGAUAACUUUUAUACCAAUACCUCAAAUGUUAUGUUAUUAGGGUCUUCACUAGACUCCUGUUGGUGCUAUAUUAUUCAAUUGUUUUCUUAUUUUCUUGCAUGGUAUGUUUAAUAUUGGUCAGGUUGGAUAAAACAUGUGUAGUUGUCCACAGACUAGUUUAAUGUAUAGUUGUCACAGUCUCGUAACUGCAUGUAAAGCUUUUGUCCCACAUCUACAGUCAUGUUAGAUUAGAAAUAAACUUCCCAAAUGGUA